AUGCUUGCGCGCGGGCGGCGAGGCCAGCGAAAGGAAGCAACCAGCCAAAAACACACGUGCGGGGCGGCGACGAUGACGCAGGCCCAGUUCGACGCCGCCGUGGCGUACGUGCGUUCGCUGCCGAAGGACGGCCCCGUGCAGCUCUCCAACGCCGUGCGGUUGGAGUUCUACGCGCUCUUCAAGCAGGCGACGGAGGGGCCGGUGACGGGGUCGCAGCCGUGGUCGGUGCAGUUCGAGGCCCGCGCGAAGUGGGACGCCCGCCACGCCCUCGCGGACAUGCCGAAGGAGGAGGCGAUGCGAAAGUACGUCGCGCGGCUGGUGGAGGUGACGACGGAGUCGGGCCAGCCGUGGAGCCCGCCGCAGUAG
Messenger RNA from Trypanosoma conorhini, 366 nucleotides. RefSeq names its product Acyl-CoA-binding protein-like protein 3. Gene Ontology annotation, biological process: fatty acid metabolic process. Lineage: Eukaryota; Euglenozoa; Kinetoplastea; Trypanosomatida; Trypanosomatidae. Gene Ontology annotation, molecular function: fatty-acyl-CoA binding. The record is from RefSeq and is a predicted model, not a curated record. The transcript has a single exon. The coding region runs from base 1 to 366 and encodes 121 amino acids.